This is a messenger RNA of Achroia grisella, 582 nucleotides long. RefSeq lists its product as uncharacterized. Lineage: Eukaryota; Metazoa; Arthropoda; Insecta; Lepidoptera; Pyralidae. The transcript has 5 exons. The coding region runs from base 88 to 582 and encodes 164 amino acids. The record is from RefSeq and is a predicted model, not a curated record.
AGUCCUACUAAAAUGAUUUCCAAGAGCAGUACGUAGUCACAGGUGGAAAGCGGAGGCAAGUGUUGUGUACUGAGUUGUUAACGUAAUAUGGCAAGGAUGGAGUUGCCAGUUCUCGACAAGUUCUGCUUUAUAUUCGACCUGAAGACUGGAUGCAUUACGAUGGGCAUCAUAAAUUCCGUUCUAACGUUUACGUUGGCCAUAAUUCUGAUCACCUUCGCUGUCGAUAUAAAAGGAGCUACGGAGGCGCAGUUGAAACGGGACGAUGGCGACACCACCAUGUCUUCCGUUGUGUACACCAUUGUGGUUUUGCUUGUAAUACUUCUCUUCAUAAAGUUCGUGCUUGACCUUGUUUUUGUCUACGCCGUUUACAAGGAAAAAUGUGGUCUUAUGAAAAAAUAUUGCAUCUUUUGGAUCGUGUUUCUGGUACUGUUCAUCAUAGGAUUCCUUAAAAGUCUGUUCCAUAUGGACGCUGGACAUGUAAUUGCUCAGAUACUUUUCUUGGGUAAGUUAUAUAAUAUAUGUAUUAUUGUGUCUGCUAGGUCUGAAGGACCAAUUGUUAAUGAUCAUGAGCUUGUUUUAUGA